AUGUCACCAUCUCCGUUGGAGGACACCAAGUUGACUAAUGAUGUGAAGUUCGAUCGCGUAAACUGCCUUGUAUGGACACUGCAUGUAUCAGCUAGAAGCUUCUCUGCUGCAGUGAAGGAUCUUGCGUUGGACGGAACACGGCCUGCUCUGGCCAUGGCGUGGAUUGGCAUCGAUGUGCACGCGUGGCACAAACACAUAGCAUAUCAGGUUGCCGUUUAUGCACUGCUGAUGGCAGUAACAGAGGUGGAGCUCUUUCUCUCUCACAAUCGCACCAACAAUCCUUCCCCGGUUCUCAACAUUCUAUCUCCGAAGGCAAACUUCUUAGAGGAUCUCAUAGAAAAUCAGCUAAGCAUGAAGAACCCAAAGCUAGUGGAAUGGUUCAAGACGGUGGAGCUUCCACGAAUAUCUGGUUCGUUCAUGAAAUUGUUCAAGAAAUGGACUAUGGCGUACGCAGGGAGUGGUGUUGCAGGGACAGUCAUGGCCAUGACAUGCUGUGCAGGUAUACGAAAGCUAGGACCAGAGAAACUUUCGUGUUGUUCAUUCUCAGAUUCAAUCGCGGAGGCCUUGUUUGAUCUCAUGGAUGCAACAAACAGUUUAGUAACUCUUGAUAAGCUGCAUUCUCUAGCAGCUGAGGCCGGGUUCGAGGAGGAUUUUCUGUCCUAUUUCGGAAGUAGGAUUCUUCCUCACAAAAAUGUUGAAGAUGUUGAGUUUUGGAUCUGUCUGGUUCAUAGAAAACUCUGUGCAGCAUUCCGUAGGGAAAGUGUCGCUAGCAACACGCGCAUUCUUACCAAUGAGGUUGGAGAAAACAGUUUGGCCACUCUCGCGUUGUUUGCUUAUCUUGGAAGAGAAACGAGGCUGUUUUUAUCUAGGCAUGGCAUUCGGGUUCUUGACAAGCAAACAAGAGACUUUGUCAGCUACUUGGAGUGCGGUGUCCUGUUCAUAUAUCCGGAAUUCUCAACACUAUCCGAAUAUCAACUCCUGAUGGAGGUGAUACUCGAUGAGAUUGGAUGGCUGAACUUUUACGCGGCAUAUAAGAAUCAGCUGCAUCAAGAGAGAAGGAGGUCAAAGCACCCUCCAACUCAAGCAGAGAAGGAGAUCAUAUUACACGCUGUUUUCACUGUGUGCUACGACGUGAUUUUAGGCUAUGCUCAUUGCAGCAAUUCUAAGCAUCAAGCAUUAGGUGCUGAUCUGCUAGACUUCUUGCUUAGAAGUCAAGCGUUACUGUCUACGUGUUUGGAGGAUUACUGGGUGGCUUAUGAUGGAACAAUUGAAAUGCUAAGGAUUGUGGAGAAGAACGAUCCUGGCAUGAUACCAUCUUUGUGGAUGAAUGGCACGAAGAGCUCUUCUGCAGUGGAUACACGUUAUAGACCGGCUGAAAUCAACAAAAUUGAAAGGCAUAGUCAAAAUCAGGCUAUUAGUUCAUCAUCUUCAUUUCAAGGUGAAAAUGAAGCCUUCCUAACUUCAUGGCAAUCAAAACAAAAGACUUUCCAGCGCAAUUUUCUCAAAAAGUACACGCGUGAUGUUGUAGCUGCAAGCAUCGAUGUCUGGAUGGGCACACAGCUGCUAUUCGUGGAUAUCUCGUACACCAUGAGGCUCGUGCAGAAGAGACUGCACGGCCAUGGAGUGACGCAGAGGGAGAGGAACAAGAUUUAUAGAACAACAUCAGACAUGUUCACACUCAUUCCAGUAGCAAUACUAAUGCUACUUCCAGUUUCUGCUGUAGGCCAUGCAGCUAUGUUUGCUGCAAUCAAGAAAUACAUGCCUAAUCUGAUCCCAUCGCCCUACUUGGAUGAGCGGCUCGACUUGGUGAAGCAGCUGAAGAGAAUAAAGAAGAUGAGAGUUAGGCUGAUUGGCAUUGAAGAUGUUAAACAUUAGCCCAAUGUUGAUUGAAAAAAUUGAUGUGAUCAUAUUCCUAAUGGGAGAUUUACAUUUGAUCUAUGUAUGUACAGUGAAGAGUAUGUAAUAUAGUACUCCUACAUGACCUGUAUAUAUUGAUAUGAGAAUAAUAUUUAGUACUCCUAGGUCCUGUAUAUAUUGAUAUGAGAAUAAUAUUUAUAGUA
Molecule: messenger RNA, 2060 nt
Organism: Salvia hispanica
Lineage: Eukaryota; Viridiplantae; Streptophyta; Magnoliopsida; Lamiales; Lamiaceae
Biological process (GO): intracellular monoatomic cation homeostasis
Cellular component (GO): mitochondrial inner membrane
Molecular function (GO): ribosome binding
Source: RefSeq, a predicted model, not a curated record